Messenger RNA from Monodelphis domestica (gray short-tailed opossum), 2952 nucleotides. The record is from RefSeq and is a predicted model, not a curated record. NCBI's taxonomy places the organism in Eukaryota, Metazoa, Chordata, Mammalia, Didelphimorphia, Didelphidae.
AUGGCUGCUUCUCGAUCUACUCCUAUCACAAGAUCAACAGUGGGAUUAAACGGCUCGGAUGAGACAUUUUUUUGUGGUAGAACUUUAAGGAAUCAUAGUAUUGCUCCCUCUGAAGAAGGAUCUCCCCAUUGUCAAGUGCCUGCAAGAUCGCCAAAGAAGAGACCCGAGCUCCAGCAGACUCUGAAGGGUAACAGUGGUGGGAGAAACACUGACCGCGGCUGCCAGGCGCUAGAGAACUCUUUCAGCCCGAGGAAAAGAGGGCUCUAAUCCUCUGAAAGGGACAAUGCCCAGCGGCUCGCCUUGGAUGGCUGUGAGAGAAGGCAGGCCAGCCCAGCGGCUUCCCCCAUCCUAAAGCGGCUCAAGCGCUGUCUCCGCUUUGAGGCCCCGAGAAGCUCCGAGGAAGAGUCCCCUCUACCCCACCCCAAACCUGACAAGGAGGGGUCUCCAGAGCGGUCUCACUCCGUGGUGGACAGUGGUGCCGAUGCCCAGGGGGCUAAGCGAGCUUGCCGAUGCCUUUUACUGGAUGAUUGUGAGAAAAGGGAAAUUAAAAAGGCAAACUUCAGUGGGGAAGGGUGCCCGGAUGCCGCCAUUGCCCCAGAGGCGGCCGGCUAUGAGGCUUUAAACUUGGUGGACAACAGUGACUCUACUCUUCUCCACUGCGAUGACUCCCCGCUUCCCCUCCCAGAAAGCCAGCCGUCUUUAAGUGACUCUGAGGAAGAGGUCGACAUGGUAGGAGAGUGCGUUUCCACGGAGCAGCUGGCGCAUGAGAACCCAGCCAGGGCUCCUGUCUCAGGAGAGCCCUGCACCCACUCCUUCCCUGAAUGUGUUUCCACUGCCCUGAGCUCUCUGUCCGAACCCCAAGGACACCGCUAUACCCUGAGAACGUCCCCUCGGAAGGCUGCAGCAAGCAAAGGCUGUCUCACCCAAAAUAACUCUCCUUGCAGAGAAAAUGGACAAAUGGAUGAGGACCAGCACAGCCCCACAGAAAGGAGUGUCCUCCUUAGUGUUCAUGCCAACGGCUCUCCCACAGACUCUGAGGAGGCCGUCCUGACUGGCAAGGGGAUGAGCCAGGACCCGGGAUCGCCCCCCUCGGAGGCCAGGCUUCCUCCCGGCUAUGGGGCACCUGCCAAAGAGAGCGCAGCCCUGAGAGUGCCAGAGGACAACGAGGAGGAGCCUGACGUGUAUUACUUUGAGUCAGACCAUGUGGCAUUGAAACACAACAAAGAUUAUCAGAGACUGUUACAGACCAUCGCCAUGCUCGAGGUCCAGCGCACUCAAGUCGUCCAAGACCUUGAAAGUUUAGGCAGACACCAGAGAGAAGCCCUGAAAAAUCCCAUUGGAUUUGUGGGAAAACUCCAGAAGAAGACUGAUAUAGGGCUUCCAUUUCCACAGAGAGUUGUCCAAUUGCCAGAGAUUGCAUGGGACCAAUAUACUAACAGCCUCGGAAACUUCGAGAGGAAGUUUAAGAACCGCAAGCGCCAUACAAGGAGGGUGAAGUCGGUUUUUGAUAAAGUAGGUUUACCGGCCAGACCAAACAGUCCCUUGGGUCCAAAAAGGGAUGGGGAGACCUUUUCCUAUGCUGUGUUGCCUUUAAGUGACAGUCCAGAAGGUUCAAACAGCCAUCGGCAGAUGAUAAGGGGACGCCUCUGCGACAAGACCAAACCGGAGACGUUUAAUCAGCUCUGGACUGUGGAGGAACAGAAAAAGCUAGAGCAGCUCCUCCUGAAGUACCCUACCGAGCAGGUGGAAUCUCGGCGCUGGCAAAAGAUAGCCGAUGAGCUGGGCAACCGGACGGCCAAGCAGGUGGCCAGCCGUGUGCAGAAGUACUUCAUCAAGCUGACUAAAGCCGGCAUCCCGGUCCCAGGCAGGACGCCCAACCUGUACAUGAACUCCAAAAAGUCUUCGACAAGCCUGCGACAGCACCCCCUUAAUAAGCAUCUCUUCAAGCCUUCCACUUUCAUGACUUCCCACGAACCUCCAGUGUACAUGGAGGAGGGCGACAACGGGGCCAGUUUCCACAGACACACAGACCCUGCAGCAGAGGAAGCCUCUGAGGAAGAAAGCAUCCCUAUCUCCCACCCUGAGUUCCCCGAGUACAAGGAGCUGCUGGAGCUCAAGAAGCUCAAGAAGCAGAAGCUCCAGCAGCAGGCUGAGAGCGGCUUUGUAGAGCACUCAGGCUUCAAGUGUGAUAACUGCGGCAUGGAGCCCAUUCAGGGCAUUCGGUGGCACUGCCAGGAUUGCCCCCAAGACGUGUCCCUGGACUUCUGUGACUCUUGUUCCGACUGCCUCCACGAGACCGACCUCCACAAGGAGGACCACCGGCUGGAGCCAGUCUACCGAGCAGGGACUUUCUUAGACAGAGAUUACUGCCUGUCACAGGGUGCCAGCUAUAGCUACCUGGACCCCAACUACUUCCCGGCCAACAGAUGACAUGGGGGACCCCCUGGGCCAUGCGCCCCUUCCAUACCCAGAUACAGACACUCCUGCCAUGACCUCCCCCAAGGGGUCCUCGCAACAGGUGGUCAUCCCGGGUGGGGCCCCCUAGAGGGGAACCCCUAGAACAGGCCUCUAGAAGAAAGGAGCCGGAGCUCUGGGGGGCCUCCCACCUCGGCCUCAAUGAAGCACUGCCCGAGGCCCCGCAGAGGAGGCAAUGUUGUCUCCUCCUGAACCUGCUCUGGGUGUGUGUGAUCCAAUCGUCCCUAAGAUCUAUUUUUGAUGUCCUGUUCUCUGAGCUGAUCAUGUGAUGUGUACAAACCAUGGUGAAAAGUGCCAGUGCUAGUGCUGGUGUCUGUGUCGACUCCUCCCAACCCGGCCUAGCUGCCCCUUUUGUAGUCGCCCCAGAGCCAUGACAGAGUGUAUUCAUAUUACUAUUUAAACAGGUGAUUAAACUUGUCUGGCCGAAGUGCCCCAGGGUCAGGGGCUUCCUUUUCUAUUGCUGGACUGGGUCGUUCC